AACUUUAAAAAUUAACAUUAAAAUUUGUUGUUUAUUUGUGGAUAAUUUAAAUUGAAUCAAAAUGAUGGUCGGGCUUGCGCAUUUCGUCUCACGAAUUAAUGCAUUUGAAAAUGUUGUAAGUGGCGCGCCCUAUGUAAGUAAGUUCGUAUUUCUGGUUUAUACGCGGUAUAUGCGUCCUUACAUAUUUAGUCACAAUUUUGUAAACAUAUUUAAGUUUAUUUAAAUCAUAGGAAAAUUAGAUUAUUUUAAAUAUUAUACAAUGGAAGAAGUUACUAAGUGUAGUUAUUAUAAUUGCCGUGAUCUUCGAGAAAAAGAACAAAUAUUUCAUGAAUUACCAGUAAGCGACAUUGAUUUAUGCAUUAAAUGGCUGAUAAACAGUGGUCAUGAAUAUCUAAUCAAAAGCGAUUUUUCAACCUUAAGACCAAUGAAAUUUUUUGUAUGUAGUAAUCAUUUUAAAAGUGAAUCUUAUUUAGCCAAAGGAACGUUAAAAGAAAAUGCUAUACCCCAGCCUUAUUGGCAUAAUAUUAAAAAAGUUAAUGAUUUAUCUUAUGUUAAACAUCAAUCUAAAUUUGAUCAAGUUACAGCAAAAACAAAUAAGCACCGAGCACAUGUUUAUCGGUUUAAAGAACAAAAUGGAAAUACAGCAAACAAUAAUAUUCUUGAAGAGAAAUGGUGUAGAACGUGUGCUACGAAAAGAAGUAAUGUAGUUAAUAUGACAUUAAAGAAAAGAAACACUGAAAUGAGUCUUCUCUCAAAACUAAAAUUAUUGAUAGAGAUUGAUGAUGAAGAUACAUUACCAUUAAAUAUGUGCUAUGAUUGUGUGAAGAAAUUAGAACAAUCAUUUCAAUUUUUUCAACAAAUUUAUAUAGCUGAUAAUACAUUGCGUCACAUUUUUCCUAAAGAACAAUUGGAUAAUGAUUGUUAUGGCAUAACGAUAGAUAGAGUAGAUGGUUCUGUUAGCGAUAUAGAAUUUGAUCCAAUAUUACAAUCUAAUGAAGAUGAUCAAUUAUCGAUAAAAUCUAAAUUAUUAGAUACCAAAGGCAACGAAAGAUCUUUAUCUAAGAAGGUUUCAACGGAAGAUACAUCAACCAGCGUUAAAUGUGGUACUGUAUUUUCAUUACUUACGGAUUCCUGUCAAACUGAUGACGAACUUUGCUGGAUAGAUGUUUUAAAUGCGAUAGAACGUCAGAAGGUUGCAUCUUUUCACAAAAAAUUAUUUGCAAGUAAAAUUAAAAUAUCUUGCGAAUUCUGUAUUAGUAAGUUUACAUUAAGACGUCAAUUGAAAACGCAUUUGCUUAAUAAUCAUCCUAAAGAAGUUAGAACUAUGUGUAUGGAUUGUUUAAUCUACUUUGAAGAUGAAUUGUUUCUCUUAAAUCAUCGUGCUACUGUACAUCAUGAUGAUCAGUUGCAUCGAUGCGAUUAUUGUCAGAAAUGUUUCACCAGAAAAAGAGGUUUGAGACUUCAUAUUACUAGAUCACAUGCUAGAAAAAGAUCUUAUUCGUGUGAUUUGUGUCUACGAAAAUUUAUAUCAAAACAAAAUUUAAGUCAGCAUAUUGAAACGGGUCAUUCGGGUGUUAAUAUAAAAAAGGAAAAACAACAUAAUGAAAAAACUCAAAAUGCAUGUGUGAUUAAUUUUGAUGUCAAUACUAAUCAAUCUAAUGAUUUAAAGACUUCUUCUAUAAAAGAACAGAAAAUAGUAGAUACAUCUAUUAAUAAAGAUUUUAAUCAUAUAGAAUUAUCUUCUAUCUCUUGUCCUAAUAAUGAAUCACAAUCCAUACAUUUAGAAAAUACUGUUCAAUCUGUCGUUGAAGAACUUAUGGAAAGUUAAUGCUUUACGUACUUCAUGUGCUUGUGUAUAUUUAU
Polistes dominula (European paper wasp) is the source of this 1863-nucleotide messenger RNA. RefSeq lists its product as uncharacterized. Gene Ontology annotation, molecular function: zinc ion binding. NCBI's taxonomy places the organism in Eukaryota, Metazoa, Arthropoda, Insecta, Hymenoptera, Vespidae. The record is from RefSeq and is a predicted model, not a curated record. Gene Ontology annotation, cellular component: nucleus.